Molecule: messenger RNA, 2874 nt
Organism: Carya illinoinensis
Lineage: Eukaryota; Viridiplantae; Streptophyta; Magnoliopsida; Fagales; Juglandaceae
Product: cyclic nucleotide-gated ion channel 1-like
Exons: 10
Coding region: 428-2647 (739 amino acids)
Biological process (GO): transmembrane transport; monoatomic ion transport
Cellular component (GO): membrane
Molecular function (GO): monoatomic ion channel activity
Source: RefSeq, a predicted model, not a curated record
GACCACCAAGAUCAGUCGCUGCAGGAGUCCAACAUCUCUCGUUGAAAGGCUGUUAUUUGAGGAAAAAUAGACAGAUCAGUUGAAAGUUUUUCUCUUUUUCCUUCAAUAGGGGCAAACGUUAGAUUGAGAUUGAAAUACGUACACAGUAGAACCCAUGAAGGUGCCGCCACAAAGUUACAGAACUCGUAACUUCAUGGAGGCUCACUUUGGUGGCUGACUUCAGAGUCAUCGCUCGCGCGAACUUUCUUCCGAGCUCUCUCCCUUUUCUUCACGGACUUCUUCAAAUAAUGAAGACCGUUCUUCUGGUUUCUCACCAUCCAUCAAAGCAACACAAACGGCCUGGAUUUCAGCUUUUGAUAUCUGUAACUAAAGUGUGUCAAAAUCACGAGUUGAGCUCUUCCUAUUGGAGUUCUAAUUGGCCGCAUGAAUGGAUUCCAGGCGAAAUAAUUUUGUAAGGUUUCGAAGUUGGAGUUCGGAGAAUUCCAUGAACGAUGGCAUAUAUGAUCGUGAGCCACGAAAUGAUGAUCAGUCAGGUCCUAGGAAGAUGAGAGUCCAUGAUCCGCAGGAUCAAUUUCUUCAAAGGUGGAACAAACUAUUUGUGCUUUCUUGUGCGAUAUCAUUGGCAUUGGACCCACUAUUCUUUUACAUCCCAGUGUUGAAGCUGAAUGACGAGGAGACAUGCUUAUAUACGGACAGAAAACUGGCGAUUAUUAUUUGUGUUCUUCGUUCAGUCACAGAUGCUUUUUAUGCAAUUCAUAUAUACUUGCAAUUUCGAACUGGGAUUAUCAUACCUUCUUCCCGAGUGUUUGGAAAGGGUCAGUUGAUUAGUCAUCCUAUGACAAUAGCAAAAAGAUACUUGUUCACAUAUUUCACUGUCGACGUUCUAGCUAUCCUUCCAUUACCACAGGUGGUAGUUUUUGUUACCUCUCCGUCAUUCAAAAAUGCACUUCCAAUGGCGAUGAAGGAAAUGUUGAAGUCCGUAAUCUUCUCCCAAUAUGUGCCGAGGCUUUUGCGGAUCUAUCCACUAUAUGUAGAAGUAAUUAGACACUCUGGCAGACUAACUAAGACGGCAUGGGGUGGAGCUGCUUCUAACUUUUUCGUCUACAUGCUUGCCAGUCAUGUCAUUGGAGCGUUUUGGUACUUUUUUGGCAUUGAACGACAGGAUGCGUGCUGGCAGAAAAUGUGUAGGAAAAUUAAUGGUUGUCGAGAUAAAGAUUUUUACUGUGGAAAUAAACUUGACCAAGCUGACUUUGUUGGUGUAGUAAGUCAGGCUUGCCGUAUUGUCGAACCAGAUGAAACUAAAAGCUCAAUUGAUCACUUUGACUAUGGAAUAUUUACUGGAGUUUUGAAGUCUGGGGUUGUGGAAUCAAGAAACUUUUCAAUGAAAUUCUCUUAUUGCUUCUGGUGGGGUUUUCGCAGUCUGAGUUCUAUUGGCCAAAAUCUGGAAACAAGCACCUUUUUUUGGGAGAUAGUCUUUGUUGUUUGCAUAGCCAUAUCUGGGUUGGUCUUUUUGUUAGUACUUAUUGGCAAUAUGCAGAUAUAUCUGCAAUCUACAACAGUGAGGAGAGUACAAGAACUGAGGGUGAGGAAGACUGAUAUAGAACAAUGGAUGUCCCGAUGUAUGCUCCCUAACGAAUUAAGGGAGCGGGUUAGACAACAUGAACAGCACAAAUGGCUUCAAAUUAGAGGUGUGGAGGAAGAGAAUCUCAUCCGUAGUCUUCCUAAGGAUCUUAGAAGGGACAUAAAGCGUCAUCUUUGCUUGAAUCUUCUUCUAAGGGUUCCCGCGUUCAAUGAGAUCGAUCAACAACUGUGGGAUCCGAUGUUGGACCGUCUCAAGACAGGGCUUUACACAAAGAACACCUACCUUAUUCGUGAAGGGGAUCCGGUAGAUGAGAUGAUCUUUAUCAUGCGAGGAACUCUAACCACUUCUACUGCUAAUGGCGGAACAACUGAUUUUUUCAACACUAGUGAUCUUAAAUCUGGUGACUUUUGUGGUGAAGAGCUUCUUGAUUUGUUGUCCUCGACCGCAUUACCUAUUUCAACUAGAACAUUAGUGGCUAGAACAGAGGUUGAAGCCUUCAUUCUAAAGGCAGAAGACUUGAGGAUUAUGGCCUCUCAGUUUCCGAAACUUCGUAGCUGGGAGUCGCAGCACGCUUUCAGGUUCUACUCCCAUCAAUGGAGGACAUGGGCGGCCUGUUUUAUCCAAUCAGCUUGGCGCCGUUUCUGUAAGAGAAAGCAUGAACGGGCGGCUUUGUGUGAUGCAGAAAAUAGAUUGCAAUAUGCUUUGGCAAAUGAAGCUGGGACCUCAGAAAGUCUUGGUGCAACUAAGGAACGAGUGAAAGAUAUAGGCAAUACCAGAGUGCUACAACUGCUGCCAUCGAAGCUUGUUGAGCCCAAUUUCAACGUUGCAGGUGACAAUACUGCACAGGAACGGACUACUGCAGUUGUUACGGAGCCUGCUACUACACAGACCUCAAUGGGUCAUCCUCCCAACGUGGCUAAUAUUGUGCGCACGGAGAUUUUUGCAGCACUUGAAGAGCAUCGUGUGGGUAUGGAGAGGAUCAUUAUGCUCAUCAUGACUCGAUUGACGGACAUGGAGGGUCAUAUGGCUGCUAUAGAGGAGGUCCUCCGGACUCGAAGUCUUUAGUCUAUUUUGGAGUCUCCAAAAGCUGUAUUCCAUUUUUUUUUUUUUUUUAUGUAUUUAAUUUGGAUUCAUAGUAUUGAUAGCUCUGUUUACUGAAGAAGACUCAUUUUAUUUUGGAACUGGGAUCAUCUCUUGUGCCUGCUGAAAGCUUUCCAUCUCUUCCUUUGCUUCAAGUAGAACUGAUUUGGGACUAACAAACUUUCUUUCUAAUACAUAUCUAUUUCUUCUUA